Molecule: messenger RNA, 4903 nt
Organism: Drosophila elegans
Lineage: Eukaryota; Metazoa; Arthropoda; Insecta; Diptera; Drosophilidae
Gene: NfI
Product: nuclear factor 1 C-type
Exons: 9
Coding region: 277-2553 (758 amino acids)
Biological process (GO): regulation of transcription by RNA polymerase II
Cellular component (GO): nucleus
Molecular function (GO): RNA polymerase II cis-regulatory region sequence-specific DNA binding; DNA-binding transcription factor activity, RNA polymerase II-specific
Source: RefSeq, a predicted model, not a curated record
UUGGGCCCUUUGGCUUGCUUAUGUAUUUGUUGAUUAAUUUGGAUUCAUGUACACACAUAUGACUCUCAAAGAGUCUAACAGUUGACGAGAACACAAGUCCACGGAGUCAUCUGUGAUUUGCCAAUUUUAGAUUUAGUCUAUAGGUACUCGUUUUGCAUAACACUGCUACUACUCUGUCCAUCUUCAGUGUGUUACGAAUUUUCUUGAUAUACAUAUCUUUUUUGAUGGAGUCAAAGCUAUAAUAAUAAAUUCAAUGAACAACCCAAUACCUAAGGUAUGUUUAUACCAGAUACUUUAAGAGGCUGUAUGAUCGAGACGGACGUUUCUUCUUAUUUGCAAACAUCAUCAUCGGGACAGGAUGAAUUUCACCCUUUUAUUGAGGCACUCUUACCGUACGUCAAAUCAUUUUCCUACUCUUGGUUUAAUUUGCAAGCCGCCAAACGAAAAUAUUAUAAGAAACAUGAAAAACGUAUGUCAUUGGAAGAGGAAAGACAUUGUAAGGACGAACUGCAGAAUGAAAAAACAGAGGUGAAGCAAAAGUGGGCUUCUCGUCUGCUCGGAAAACUCAGAAAAGAUAUUACACAAGAAAGCCGAGAGGAUUUUGUGCAAUCAAUAAUCGGAAAGCGAAAAUCUAUUUGCGUUCUUUCGAACCCCGAUCAAAAAGGAAAAAUGCGACGCAUAGACUGCCUACGGCAAGCUGACAAAGUGUGGCGACUUGACUUGGUCAUGGUCAUACUCUUCAAAGCGAUUCCUCUAGAAAGCACAGAUGGUGAGCGGCUUGAAAAGAACCCGGAGUGCUUACAUCCAGGAUUGUGUGUAAAUCCGUAUCAUAUAAAUGUUUCUGUUCGAGAACUGGAUUUGUACUUGGCCAACUUUAUAAAUACUCAUAAUUCAGUUACCAAUACGAACCCGACAUUUUCAACACCUUCAGGUGUGAGUUCACCAAACUUGACCUUAUAUGCUCGAAGUAACGAUCUAUCAGACAGAAAAGAUGAGGUCGUUGACAAGAAAAAUGAGGGUGCUAGACAAAAUCCAUACAACGGAGUAGUUUGUAAUGACAUUAUUUUAGCAACUGGAGUAUUUUCAUCGCAAGAACUGUGGACGUUAUCCAAAGAUCUAAUUUUAGACGAAGCAAACGACAAUAGUCUGAACUCUAAUCUUAUUAAAAGAGAGAAUGUUGGAGCUGCCUAUGAGUGCAAUACAUAUCAAAUGAACUCUGAGUCUUCAAUGUCUGCUGCCCAGAGUCUGGUUCAAUCUGGAGCAAUUGUGGCUAAUCCGAUUCCCCUUGGUUAUAGCAUUGACUUUAUAGAUCAGAGGAGUAUGCAUUUGUCACAGAGCCCAUUGUUACGUACAGAAGGCACAAAUGGUGAUGCCCAUGAUGUCAGCAAGAUCGAACAAAACAGCUCGCCACCAAUUACCAGUACUUCAUCAGACAAUGGCACUAGUAGUUUUUCCCUAAUCGUAAGAGCAACAGAUAGCUCCAAUAGAGAUCCAAAAACUCCUACAGAUUCUAACAUUUCACUGCACCGCUAUACUUCACUUAAUAGUAGGCCACUUGCCCAAGCUACUUCACAACAUAAUUGCUCUUCAUUGCAUACAACAUCUACCAGCCCAAUUAAUACCUUGUAUUACCCCCAGCACAAUAAUCCACGAAUAUCGCAGUCGACUUCGGUAGAGGAACAAAACCGUGUUGGAUCCGAUAAAUAUGCAACGGAGCCUCAAGAUAUUUCGGAUUUCGUCACAUAUGUUUGUCAAGAUUCUAGCCACACUACAACAAUAACUGGAUCAGUGGAAAACCAUCCCUUUCAACACACUCAUACACUCCCACACUCACACGUCUCACAAGGUCAUUCGCCACAUUUCCAAAUCCAUCAACAGCUGCGAACUGCAAAAUUGACGACUUCGCCGUCAACUCAUUAUCACAGUACAAUGCUUCCGCCAAUGCUGCCUCCAAUGGCUCGGCCUGUAGCUAUUAUUCGCAGCAGCAGUGAUUUAACACUAGUCCAAUCACCACCUCCUUCUCUGACGCUGGCAAACCAAUUUCCAAACAUAAGCAACAACAACUGUAUUACGAAAAAUAGCCUGGAAACGGAUAAUAUAAGACUUACAAAUACACUAGACAACAGCCAUAGUCCUGUUGAAACUGAAGUUGUGCCACAACACGAAAUAGCAGGAAGUGCAUCUCCUCAACCGCAACCUCACACGCCGGCAUCGACAAGUCCACAAUCUUAUCUUGAUCCUGGCCGUUGUAAGCUUUUAUCAGCUGGCCCCAACAUAAGCAGAAUUACAACGCAAAUAUAUCCAUCAUCGAACAACAGAGAAUAUUUCAACCACUUUCAUUCGCAACCCACAUCGCUUUUAGGAUAUGCAGGCUCCAUUUCCACAAUGUCUGGAGUUAUAAGUCCAACAGACUUAAGCCUUUACUCAGCUCCAAUGGCAGUAUCACGAUCAAGUACCAGGACGAGGUGGAACGAAGGGGAUCAUAAUGUUAUUCCUCAUUCUACAUCUAGUACAAACAUAGAAAACACCCAAGUUAUAUUAAUGGAAGAUUAAAUCAUUUCAGCGUCUGGACGAUAUAUAGAUGAAUACUCAAAUCGUGACUAUGUGUCAUGAUCUAAGCUUAAUUAAAUAAAAGUGAUGAAACUCUUCGGCUUGGGCAUGCCAAAUCAAUAAUAAAAUAAGAGUACCUUAAAAAUAUAUACAUAAAAACCAAAUGCACAUUAAUUUUAUAGAAACUAUCGAUAAUAACACUAACAUGCUUUGAACUUUACUAUAAUUAGACGGACUUAAAAAAAGGCCUUUAGUCAGACGUCUAUAUAAUUACUCCGGUACAUAUUUCAUACUCGUAAGCAAUCAGAGAAAGGAUAUUAAAAAAAAAAAAAAAACUAGCAAAAAUCUGGAAAGUCAUUAGAAGCUGUUUAAUUAUUGUACAUUUCAUUUCUUUUUCUUAUUAAAAAAAUAUUUGUUUACAUAUUACACAACACAAUUUCAAUAAGUAUCCAUUAUAAAAGUAUAGACCUGCACAAGUACACUCGAAGUGUGUUUUAGUCCACUUCAAAAAGGUUGACAAGACAGUUCGAAAAAUGUCGAUUUAUCUCCUUGUUUUUAAUACAUGAAUUGGCUUCAAUCAUAGGAACUGUAAAUAGCGGUUGAGUGUUUUUGUAAUAAUUUGAAAAGUGGAAGUUCUCAUUAAAAAUAGCUUUAACCCGUGCCUAACCCGGUACUUUUACUUAUUGUGGCUAUAUAUAAGUAAAAUAAAUUUAAUUUUUAAAUACUGACUCAAACAUUAUUGAUUAUGGCACUCUAGGCUUUUUUAAAAAUUUAGACAGUUUUCACAGUAAGUUCUCAAAUUUCAAUCAUAGGGCUUAGCUAGUUUUGUUGAGAAGAAAAUGUUAAACAUUUUCCUUUUUUUAUUUAAAAACUAACUAAUAACUUACGGAUUUUCGAAACUAGAGAAGCAAAACUUACAAAUACAAGUUUUAAAAUAUAUAAACUCAAUCCCAGUGAUAAAAUUGUAUAAUUUAUUAAUUUGUACUUUUUUUUCACACCACUAAAAUGUAAAAUAUGUUAUAAUUUUACUGCAAGAUUUUAGUGAACAGUAUUUAAAAUUUUAAUGCAAUAACCUUUCGAAUUUAUAAUUUAUUUUUGUUCCCCCUUAACAUUUCACACAUGUUAACCAUUUUUUUAAACACUUUUUGGGAAUUUUUUUGGAAGCAGUAAAAUGUUAUUACUUGACUUUUUCAGUUAUUAUUUGGUACAUACCUUACGAAUUUGAACAAAAUCGUUUUCAGAAAUCAUAGUCGCCAGUUCGAAAAAUAUUUUUCAAGAAAAACGAGUUUGAAUGUUUAAGUACGAAUGAGGGCUUCUCAGAGCUAUAACUUUUACAAAGAUAUAGCAAUCGCUUCACCCACAUACUCUGAAUAUGUUUAAGGUAACUUAAAUGAAAAAUAUAAAAUUUGGAUUUUUGAAACAAUGUUUUUAGUAGUUAUCAAAAUCAAUUUUAUUAACAUUUAACUUUAUUGGAAAAAAUUUUUUUUUGUCCAUAUCAAUAGUUUCAAUUGUUUUUAAAUGGCAGCGUUCUAAAGCUUGCCUGAAACCUUAACUUCGUUUAUCUCGAAAUGACAUUUUGGAAACUGCUGACAUCAUAACUUGACUACAAGUUGACCGAUCGGUUUCAAAAUGACAUUCAAUCAUCAUAAAUAGGUCCUACCUACAAUGACCUACGAACUUUUGGAUUGGUUAAAAAUUGUCCAUUUGGCAGAAUUUAAAAAACUUUUUUGCUUCCUUUAGUCCCGUUAUUUCUCAAUAUUGCUGUAAAACAAAAACCUUACACUGGUAUAGCCCCUUUAAGUCUUUAGCAGUGUAACUCAAUUUUUGCAGGAAUAUAUUGAUUAGGCUUUUUAUAAAUUUAAAUAAGGAAAACCGAAGCUAAAAUUAUAUUUUUCUAGUAGCCGUGCUGAACAAUAACUAAAACUCUUAUACGCAUAUAAUAAUUUUAAUAAAAAAAUAAUUUUCUGUCAUAAGAUUUAAUCAAAACAUAGAAAUUUAAACUUUUAGUUACUAUUCUUCGAAAACUUAGCUUUGGAUUUAUUUUGAUGCUGAAUUUAGAAUCAAAUGUCGAACAUUUAAGAAAUAUAAUACAGACAACGUCUUGACAAUAGUAGCACUACUAAUGAAAGUAUAUAAUAAUGUUUAUAUAUUAAUUGUAAGUGGACAUAAUAAACUAAUUUCUAUCUUAUAUGCUCAAUAAUUAUAAAAAUAACUUUAGUUAAUUGAAUAUGUUUAAUGACAUGAAACAGGAAAAACUUAGAGGAGUUUCCAGUCUCUUCCUGUUUUAUUUUUAGAAAAUGUAAAUGGAUAAGUAUUUAAAAAAAGAAAACGGAAUUAAGAUAUUGUAAGAAAA